AUGCCACGGCGCAGAAAGUCCGGUCUCGAGUCCGAAGCCUUCCAAGUCCGCUGGCACUCGGUUGCCAACAUCGCCACGCCCAGUGCGGACAUCAUGUCGUCGCCUGAUCCGCUCAACGACACCAUCGAUACGAGCGUGGUCCUGCCUUCAUCAACGCGCCGCGUCCCCCGCAGCAGCCAACGGUCCAGCCGGUUCUCCACCCUGGGCACCUCGCCCAGGAAGCAGAUGUUUGAGCUCGAGGUCGGCGACGAUCGAGCUCCCCAGAAGUUACUGGUGACGGUCGAGACGGAAGAGCCAAGCGCGACGGCAGGUCCGGGAAGCGCGCGACGAAAACUGUUCCAGACUUCGAGUCCUUUGUUACCAAUGUCCAGGCGGAGAGAGAUGGCGACCACGACGACUGUGCCUUUGAAGAAGGCCAUUGAGGAGGAGAUGGCCGACCCAAACGCGACCCCGAGGAGGAGGGGCCGGCCGAGGAAAACAAAUGGAACACCUCUACCCGGCGCAGGCACCAAGAGAAAGUCGGGAACUCCAAUCAAGAAAACACCAAGGCGACCGCGAUUAUCGAAGGGUACGGAGACGGGGAACGAGACGGUAGGGUCCAACGCAGGCCGCACGCCAGGAACAAAGAGAAGAGGUCGACCGCCCAAGAAUCGACCUGUUGAACCACCCAGCGAGCUGGGAACUGACGUGGAUGGAGGAACUGCUGAUAUCGAAAGGAGACGGCAGGAACUUGGUCCUGAAGAGGUGGCGGAAGUCAUGAAUGAAGCUCCUGCGCUCCCCUCUCUUCGGGGUGACGACUCUGAAGCUGACAAUGAGAUGACUCUGAUCAUCACUCCUUCAGAAGCUGAAGGGUUGCAAGCAAAUCAAGCCCAGAACAAUACCGCCCAGAACGAUACUACGGCUCUACCGCAUUCGGAGCCUGAUUCGGAUAUUUGGAUGGCAACUCUAGACGACGAACCAACCCCACGGCCUUCAAGUCGAAUAGCGCAAAGAGAGCCUGCGCCCUCGAGCCCUGACCAUGAACAAGAGGCCGAUACUUCGGAUUUUGGGGACUAUGGAUACCUUCCACCGGCAGGCAGCGAUGUCUCUUCCGCAGACGAACCUGAAAGUGAAAUUCAACCUAUGAACAACGACACCAUUGCGGCUGGCGAAGACUUUAGCAUGAUUUUCAUGGACUCUCUUCCAUCGCUCCAGGCGAACUUGCGCAGCUCCGUCCAGGAAGUCACUGAGAACGAUAUUGGCGAAGAAACAAGUAUGAUCAUCAACAACACGCUUGAAUCUCUGCGCCAGUCCUUGCAAGAGCGGGACAGGCCUAACACGGAGGCGGAAUCUGCUGAAGCCCCCAAGCCAGCUGAGCCUGCCUCCUCUCCACCCCGAGAAGAACCUAGGAAACCCAGCAUUCGUCCUCCCCUGACUUUUUCGCCGAAUCGCAACAUGUCCCCAAGGUGGCUUCGAAGCCCUCGGAGAAUGGGAUCUUCACCCUUACGGCGCCAAGUAUUGGAGUUGAACGCAAGAGAGAAUGCAGAUGCGGCACUGGAGGCACCAGAAGAGCAUGACUCCCCUAUUACUGCUGGGGGCCAAAGAUCGUCGGUCCCCCCAGAUCAUGAAGAGUCGAACUUGUACGAUGACUCGUUUUCUGAAAUUCCAGAUGCUGUACUUGAAGCAGCGACGCCACGACGACCUCAAAGAAAUGUUGUGGAUGAGACAUUGUUGGAAGAUGAAGAUGUGGAAAUGGAGGAUGAGCAGCCUCCUCAGCCAGUCGAAGAGGAGGAAGAGCAAGAGCAAGAGCAACAACAACAGCCAGAGCAAGAGGAGGAACAAGAACAAGAACAGGAACAGGAAGGGCAGAGAGACCCCCCGGUAGCUUCCAAUGGAAGUGUUGUCUCUCAAUCGGACGCUGGACGUCUCCCUACCCCUGACGAUACCCCACCGCAACUUGAUGCUCAAGAGGAUCAUGCCGAAAAAUCGAUACACAUGUCGGGAACCUCGGCCACAUCUACAUCCCCUCGAGGCUCUUCUCCAGCUGCUCCAUCGUCCGGACAAUCCUCGGCCAGCCAAGUCCAGAUUGUUCCGGAAAUUGUGGAGGAAGUCGUCAACGAAGAUAUUGAGGACGCUGUCGUGGAUGAACCUGCUGAAGAGAUGCAGGAGGAUAACGAGCCGGAAGAGGACGAGGAAUUACCGGAUAUCAACGAGCCGCGGCCAACAGGUUUAUUUGUACCCAACGACGCCCGUCAGCCUGAGGUUACGCCACUUAACCAGAUGACGUCUCCUCUUCAGGAUCCCCAGUCACUUCUUCCAGAAGCAGUAGCGGAGAAGGUGCUACGGCCUACACUCUCCCCUAUCGUGCGAGCAGGACGGGCGUUGCAAAGCGUGACAUCGGAUCCUCCCUCGCCAGAGACACGUGAGCAACACCUGCGGAGCCCCUUCAGGAGCUCUGUGAGCAGAGAGCUGGGACCCCGGGAAUCGCAGCCGAUCCGACGUCUGAGCGCCAGCCCUGGGAGAUCCGUUGCCUUCCCAGCAGUUACUCAAAUACCCCCGGCCAACGAGGCAUACGAGGAUCCCUUUGGUACGGACACCAGACACACUGGUCAAGCUAGCUUUAUGGAAGCGCUUGAGAGAAGUGGCGGUGAUCCUUCACCACGGCGGUCACGGAGAUCAUCUCGGGAAUCUACGGCAAGCUCUCUCCUUUUCCAGCCUCGCAGUGAGGAUGGAAUGAGUUGGGUGGAGAACGAGGGCCCUAUUAGCGCAAAUCUUCGUGGCGAUGUUCCGCUUGAGGCCUUUGCUCGAUCGACAGUUGGGAAGGCAAAGAGCCCAGCUAUCGAUCGAGGCCAACUAGAUGGCGCAACGGACGAGGCAGAUGAGGAGCCUGAACAGGAUGGUGACGAUAUGGACAUUUGGGAGUUCGAAGCACAGCGGUCGUCUCCUCGCGCGGCUCGCCAACACUCCAGGGAGAAGACGGCCGAGGCUCCCACUCCUAGGCGGAGCACCCUACCUAGCCCCUGGACGAAACGCACAAGUCGUGAGGCACAGCGUGAGAUAGAGGCCGUUGUCCAAAGGAACGUUCAGGAAGUCACAGAAGAAGCCAACGAAGGGGAGGAGGAGGAGGCAGAGGAGGAGGUAGAGGAGGGAGCAGACGCGGAAGCAUCAGACGCUGAUGCCACAGAGGACGCUGUGCCGGAGCCAGCUCAAGCAGAGGAAUACUCACUUCUCUCUCAGAGGGGCAACGCCCAGCAGCAGCAGAACAAGGCCCCGGAGUCUGCAGUCAAGGCUAGUCGCUUCGACCUUUCUACCUUCUUCUCUUCACCAGCGACUAUCCCAGGGAUGUUAGCCGAGAAGUUUCUGUCAGCCAAGAAGCCUGCACCCCGGCCAACUGAGCCCGAACCGGUGGAAACAGAAUCCACCCUACCAACAAGUUCCAUGUUUCCACAGCUGCCACAGCAGGAAUUACGGCCUCGAGCAGGGCCUCGGGCUGGCUUCUUCUCUCCUGUCCGCGCUCCACAGCCAGUAUCAAGGCGGCAUGAAGAGGAAGCAGAGUCACAAGGGGCUUCUACAGAGCAGGAGGGGACUGAGGGGCAGUCAGAACCUGAAGAACUUGAAGAGCACGAGAUGCCCUCGGUGCCACAGAAGAGGAACUUCACACCCCAACGAAGACAGCCGAGCCAGUCCUUCUUCAAGACUUCAACUCAAGCUGUUGCACCAACUAAUAGCGCGCCUACCCCGCCAAGGAUGCAACUCUCUCAUGCCGACAUCCAAAGGUGGCAGCAAGAGACUUCAAAUGCUAGCGAGGACUCUCCUGAGCCAUCUCGACCCCUUCUCAGACCCCUCCCACCUAAGAACGCGUCCCCAACCAAGUCGAGUCUGCGCUCUCCCCUUAAACCACACACACCCGGUCGUGUGGUCGAGUUCACCAGCAGCGUUCUCUCUCCUGUUGAGCAGGCCAAAGCUCGACAGCAGCGCCGACUGUCCAAUUCGUCUGCGGCAUCGCAGUCCAGCAACACAGCUCAGCGUCCACGUCUGAGACCACCGCCCCGGCAGAAUGCCAACAAGGAGAAUGCCGUGGCUUCUGACGUCUCCAUGUCCGACGCCUCACCCGUUGCAAAACAACAACAGCCCCAGCCCCUGUCCAAGACCGUCUGGACACGGCAGCACUGGCUCUUCCUGGAUGAGCUGCUCCAGCUACGCCGCCAGGGGCCCUAUCGCACCAACUACGAGCGCCGCUCAGACAAGUACCUGGGCAAGACAGUCAAGAGCCAGGGCGAAUCCAUGACGCUGGAGCGCUGGCACCUAGACUGCGUCGACGCCUUCAAGGCCGAAGUCGGCGGCUGGGACGAGGCCUCGCUGGCAAAGAGGCUGUUUGCCCUGAUCCUCGGCGAAGAGAGGAGGAGUCAAGGCGUCGUCGACAGACCGUCAUCACGAGUCAUGUUUCACUGA
This is a messenger RNA of Fusarium keratoplasticum, 4431 nucleotides long. RefSeq lists its product as uncharacterized. The record is from RefSeq and is a predicted model, not a curated record. The transcript has a single exon. NCBI's taxonomy places the organism in Eukaryota, Fungi, Ascomycota, Sordariomycetes, Hypocreales, Nectriaceae. Bases 1 to 4431 code for a protein of 1476 amino acids.